Heterotrigona itama is the source of this 921-nucleotide messenger RNA. The record is from the annotation of a GenBank genome assembly. NCBI's taxonomy places the organism in Eukaryota, Metazoa, Arthropoda, Insecta, Hymenoptera, Apidae.
AAUCUGAAACGUUGCGAGAGAAGAUUGGCAAUAAUUAUAAUAUAUACUAAAAGGGAGAAAGAACAAAAACUUUAUGUAUUUUUUAUAUUUUACUAAAAUAGUAAAAGGUAUAUAAAUAUUCAAAGUUUUAUCCAUUCUUAUUAUUAUCAUGAUUGCUUUUGCUCUUUCAGAUUAAAUUUAAGGAUAAUAACAAAUUAAGCUCUGAGCUAUACCUUUUCAAAGACGGUCAUAAUGAAGGUAAUUAAAGGUUAUAGUAAAAAUGUGUCUCGCUUUAGCGAUAAGCAACGGGAUUCCGGAAAUUUUUAUUACAUCAAUUCGUUUACAGGAUGACAAAUUCUUGCAACGAAGCAACAGAAUUCUCGAAAACGUGACUAUUUCAUUUUCUAUGAUUCGUUUAAGAUUCUAGGGAAGAUAAUGCGUCACAAUUGUCGAUAAUGAAGAUACCACCAGAUAUCGAUAUUUAUUUUCUAUAUGAUCUCAGGUAUAUAAAUCCUUUUGCAAAUAAAAAAUAUAGAUGUAACAACAUUGUGUAUUAUUAACAUGCAUUCAGUCGCAAAGUUACAUGAUCUAACUGUGACCUAACAACUAGUCUUACAAACGUGUUCGUAACGGCAAGAUGCGUUAAAUUCAACCCGUUAUUCGCCCCGUUACUUUUCCUCAUUUCAAUCGUCUUCGUCCUCGAUUUGACUCUCUCAUGUGCAAGCCUCAUCAGUGGCCAAUCACGUACAACACGUUCAAUUUAUUCAUACAUUUUAGAGAAUGAUAAAAACACUUAAGAAAAAAAUGUUCCUUAGACUUUGCAAAACUUUUUUUAAAAUUUAUUCAAAAAAAAAAAAAAAUAUAUUGUACCUUAUAAUAUUGAUUGAUUUAACAACAAUUUCACGUUUUCAUUCUUUUAGAACUUCUAACACUGGACCAGAG